AUUAUUUUGAAUGGUGUGGAAAAGCAACUUUAAUAAAUAAACUGAUGUGUACCAUGAUUAAAUUAAACACAGAGAGUGGCCAUUCAUUUCUUCUCCAUGCACUUGUCGAUGUGCAUGAUAUGAGAUAUUUGUGUUGGCACUCCUGGAAGUGUCAUGUUUGCAGCAUAGGAUGUAUAUGCCGUUAAUCACGUACAAUAAAUUGGCUUUCAAAGAUGUAUACCUUGUCGUCAUGAUGAACACAGGCUAACGAUUGGGGCAAAUUCUAUCAUGUGACACAAAAUUUUUGCAUUAAUGCCAAUUUUCUCGACAAAAAGUGUUUCCAAACCAGUUUUUUGCGACAUUUGAAGUAUCGACAUAGUUUAUGCGCUAGAGUUUCCAUCAGCUUUUUUGAUGAGCUAAUACUUUUUUUUGUAAAAAAAUCCUGUAUUCCUGUCUUCCUAGUUUAUCUUUACUCUCUUUGAAACAUUUGAAUUGUAGAUGUUUACUUAAAUGACUCUCCUGCUCUUACUUGAGCCAGCACUAAAGGAAAAAUGCCCAUCCCAUAUCUUCCCAAAUUUUUCAGCUUCCUGCCGGGAAAUAUGGGUUUCUUGAAGAAACACUAUAUCAAAUUUCUUACGUUUAAGAAAAGAAAUAACCUUACUUCUUUUCAUGAGGUGCCCCAACCCAUUCACAUUCCACGUGGAGAGAGAUAAUCCACUCAUACUAACAUUUGACAUUUUGACAUAUUAGAAAAAAAAAUAGAUAUUGUGUCAAAAACAAAAUUAUAAAGACCACAUUCCAACAUUAGUGCAACAAUCAAACCCCAAACUUACCCCAAAACCAAACAAACAGAAAAAAGAAAAACGUGCGCAUUAACCCCCGCGCUUGACAGCGCCAACUGGUGUCCAUCCCUCUAAACUCAAACAGUCCAUGUAUGCCUAUGAGAGCCCCCGCGACAACUUUGCCGUCGGAUUGGAUCGGAAGUCCGGUGUUUCUAUACAGAUUUUGUGAGACAGAAUUACACGACAAAAGAUAAUCUAUAAAACAAACUCCAGCCAAUAGGUGGGAUAAACACAAAGAACGUGUAGAUUUAUCCACAUAACUGUCCCGAAGGUGUGUUCCUCCACAAAACAAGCUUCAGCCGCUAGGCGGAUCCAGCACACACACAAAAAAAAGGCCGUUCAGUUUCCUCGGGCAGUCAAACGAAUGUUCAGUGAGCCAGACAAUUCGACUGUUAUUUGAGUGCAGCAAAUGACCUAAUCACUCCAAUGUCCUGCAAGAAAUACUCCACAAAACAAACUCCAACCAAUAGGAGGCAUGAGCACAAAGAAUGCGCAGAUUCAUCCACAACACUCUUCCGAAGUAGUGUUAUUCCACAAAACAAACUCUAGCCGCUAGGCGGAACCAACACAAAAAGAAACAAAAAAGGCGCCAAGUUUCCUCGGACCGUCAAGCGAAUGUUCAGUGAGUCAGGCCCACUCGGCUGCAACGUGAGCAUCACACAAUGACUUUAUUGUGUCCAUUGACUUUAUGAAGGAUAAUGCUUGUUGGGGCCAUGUAGAUACUUUGCGGCCAUCCUUAGCAUCUGUUCUCUAUUUGGCCAGGAACAUCAGUGCAAAAGUGACCUUCCGUUAAUGUAAGAGCUUCUUGCAUUCCUUGAAUCGAUCAUGUUUCUCUCUUGUCGAUUUCGCAAAGUCUGGAAAAAGAAAAUGUUGUGGUUCUUCCAAGAAAGCCUUUCUUUACUCCUUGCCUUGUGUAACACGAGAUCUUUAUUUGAUGAUCUCAGAAAUUUGGCCAGAAUUGAUCCGGACCAGUCUCACUCAGCAGAUUGCCGAGCCGGAACUCUGUGAGCUUGCUCGAUUUGCAGCUUAUAGCCUGUUAUGUCGAGCAGACUCGGAAGGAGCCCGUCCAGAAAUUCCACAAUAUUCUGACCCUCUGCUUGCUCAAGAAUUCCAACAAUUUGGAUGUUGUUCUGCCGACUACGAUUUUCCAUAUCCUCCAACUUUUCCCAGACCCGCUCCAAGCCUGCUUUGGUCGCUAGCGGAUUAGCAGCUAAUUCCCUCUCUGAUGACUCCAGAUAAUCGAUCCGUUUUUCGACAUCUGCCACUCUUGUAACCAUCUCAGUGAAUUUAGUCUCCAUAGCAGUGAUCGAUCGAUCGUAUUGCAGCAAGAUCCUCCAAGUCAGCAACGACCUUCACCAGCAUUGCCGAGACGUUCAGCAAUUCGUGCCGAAUCUCUUUCACCUCUCCGUCCAAAUUGACUCCCUGGUCCGAGGCCUCCGGGGGGGCAUCAGCUUGAGCACAAAAGAAGGAUCAGGAAAGGGAACAGCAGUUCAUGGAAGACAAGAAAAGGAAAAAAGAAGAUAAAAAGAAACGGGAAACCUCACAGAAGGUUGUCGAGCAAAAAAAUAAAGUGCCAGAAUUGACCAAGCCUCCAUCUGCACAGUCUCCUGCCACCCCCAACUCAGCUUCUCCCAGCCCUGGCCCCGUCCCCUCUUCAACCCCAUCCGCUGCCACCCCGGCUGCUGGCGCCCUCCCUCAGGGUGGGAACAAUGCUAAGCGGCUGGCGGUGGCCAACGGACAGCCCUCCCCCAGCCCCCAGAGUUCUCAGCGCUACAUGCCCCGUGAAGUGCCCCCUCGAUUCCGUUGCCAGCAGGACCAUAAAGUGCUACUGAAGAGGGGCCAGCCACCACUGUCCUCGAUGCUGCUGGGGGGAGGCAACAGUGGGGCAGACAGCCCCAAUGAAACAGUGGCCUCGGAUCCAGUCCAGGGCCCUGUGGGUCCAGCUGCUCCCUCACUGCCCCAUACUUCAUCCUCCUCAUCAAUCGCUGCUUCUACUUCAAAUUAUGCAAAUUCCAUGUGGGGGACCAGCUCUGGCAGCCAACCCCUCUCUCAGGGCAGGGAAAAGGUGAUAGUGGACCGGUCAGACCUGGAGGAAUGGCCCAGUAUUGCUGCUGGGGAUGGGUUGAAGACAGGGGAUACAGCAGGUACUGGAGGCGUGGAUGUUAGCGGGAUUCUGAACAGCAGCGCCUCAUGGGGUGAAAGCUAUCUCCAACAGCAAGCAAAAGUUGUGGGAGUAGGGAAUGGAGGCAGAAAAGGAGUUAAUUCUGACAGCCCCUCCCCACCCACUUCCUCCAGUUCACCCAAUGAAUGUAUGCAGUCUGGUAGUGUUUGGGCUUCAUCCUCCCAUGAACUCAUUGGGGGAAAUGCAGUAGCAGCAGGCUCAUUGCCCUCCAUAUCCAAAGCUGCCCCUCUCCCAGGGAACUCUGAUGGCUCCCUUGGCAUCAGCUGUGGGAUUCAAGGUGCCAAUUUUACCCCUAAUGCUGAUCCCUCUGCUUGGCCAGCCCUGGUACAGGAUGGGGCUGGUACAGUUGCAACAGAGGGUGGCUCCUCUUCCCUCCAAAGCUCAUCAUUGUCUGCCAGCAAUGCUCUUUCUGUGAAUCAAUCCUCUCAUCAGCACCAACUUCACCAAAUGCAAUCCAGAGACAGAGAGACAUCCUGUGGAAAGUGGGGUAGUGCAGCACUGGAACCAGAAGCAGGACCAAAAAACACAGGAGUGACAGAGGUGGCUGAAAUGAACUCUAGAAGCACUGGUGUAGGGGAUGCUUCCUCUUCCUCCUCCACCAGCUCCUCAUUGUGGAAAACUCAGCCUUUCCCUGCAAACUCCAAAAUGGGUGCCUCAAGGACUGAAUCUUGGAAGGAUGAAGCAGGGGUGAGUUCCAUGUCUGCUGAAGGAGGGAAUGCAUGGCGUUUCACUGGCCAAGAAGAUCGUGAAGAUUUGACAGGGGCAAGUGCAUGGGGAACAGCAAGUGGGGGUCAGACCUCCGGGCUAUCUCAGGGAGCAUGGGGUGGGGACCAGAUGUUGGUUGGGGAAUGGGGGGCUUCAGGUGGUGGUGGAGGUGUCAACAAUCCAGCUGGGCAAGAUGGAUUAAGCAGUAACAGCAGCAGCAGCAGUGGUGGCAGUGUUGGCAACCCAGCAACUUCCUCCUCCACACCUUCAACUAAGACAAAAGCUUGGGACAAUCAGAAAGGAGUUGGGGAUGUAGGGGUAGGAGACUCAAGUGAGUGGGGAGGCCAGGGUAGCAGAGGCGGGGGAGGAACCUCGUCCUCUAGUGGUGGAGGAAACUCCAGAAGUGGAAAUCAGCGCCAUGGCCACCACCGCUCUCAUCAGCCUCCCAACCCUGAAGUGGCCUUAGAGAAUCUGCUUAGCCGGUCUGACCUGGACCCCAGAGUGCUGUCCAACUCUGGCUGGGGUCAGACACAAAUCCGUCAGAAUGUGGCAUGGGAUUUUGAGGGUGGAGUUGCUGCCACACAAGGUGGAGUCGGUUCCCCUUCUACAAUGAAAGCACCUGCCCACACCCAACCAUUCUCUGGUUCUACUGGCACCACAACUACUGAUCCAUCUUCCUCCACUUUGCUCCAAGGAGCAACUCUGAAUGCCAACUUGAACUCAAACUCCAUCCUUGGACCACCGUCUGGCUCACCUGGUGAGAGCUGGGACAACAGUAGUAGUAGCAGCAGCAGUUCUUCUUUGCACACUCGAGGCCCUCCACCUUCUGGUGUCAAUAUACAAAACCCUGGCAUCUCACAGUCUGUAGGUGGAGGAGGUAAUCCAGCUGGUGUGCAGGGCAAGCCAUCCGGGGGCUGGGGAGGGACAGCAUCAUCAGAAGACCAAGGGAAAGGUUGGGAUAGCGAGGGACAUGAGUGGCGAGAGCACAGAGCAGGGAGUGGGGCAAGCGGGUGGGGAGAUUUUCAAACACAGGGUGCUCCAGCAAGUGGAGGUAGUGGCUGGGGAGAAAGUCAGGAGGAGAAAGGAUCCCGGGGUUGGAAAGAUAUGGGGAGAGGGGAUGCAGGUAAUUGGGGGCAGAGAGCUAGCAGCGACUGGGGAGAAAAUGAACCCAAAUCAUGUAGUAGUGGUUGGGGGGGUGGGAAGGAUAGUGGAGGUACUAGUGGGGACUCAGAAGUGGGUAAAUGGGGUAAUUGGGAUGAGGGAGCUCCUAGAGGUGCGUGGGGAGCUGGAGGUAGAGGGGUGGGUGGAGACAUAGGUGGUAAAUCUCACCAAGGCUGGGGUGGGAAAAUGCACCCUUCGCAGAUGCCAAACAGCCAAUUGGCCUCACAGAAAGGCCCGGCACAGCAGCAGCAGCUACAAUCACAGCCCCAACAGUGUCAAUCAAUGGACACAGGGGUCAUGCAAGGGGGCUGGGGAAGACCAGGAGGUCCUUCAGCCCAGAGCCAAAGUUCAGGGUGGACUUCAGGGCCCAUACCCCAAAUUGCCAGUGGCCCUGGAGACAGUUCGGAGCCCAGUGGUUGGGAGGAGCCUUCUCCACAGUCCAUAAGCAGGAAGAUGGAGAUAGAUGAUGGAACAUCUGCUUGGGGUGACCCUAACAACUACAACUACAAAAGUGUCAACUUGUGGGACAAGAACAACCCCUCAUCUGGCAAGGCACAAUCAAUGUCCCCUCAGCAGGGACCCCCAUCCCUGCAACAGCAGCCACCUGGAAGAAUGCCAGCAGGCCUUGGGAAUAGAGACAUGAACCUUACACAUUCAUCCAGCAAGGGGCAAGGAAUAGCUUCGUCUGGAUGGGGAGGUAGUGGCUCUCCUUCCAGUCCAUGUGUGGACAACGGUACUGCAGCCUGGGGCAAGCCCACUGAUGCACCCACUGGUUGGGGUGACCCUGAAGACACUGGCAAGACGUCAGGUUGGGGAGACCCCUCCCCCAAUCCAGUGAAGUCUGGUUCAAAGUCUAUGCAAGAAGGUUGGGGUGAAGGAGAAGGCUCAGUCAGUGCUUCACGUCACUCCAGCUGGGAGGAGGAUGAUGAGAGUGGUGGUGUGUGGAACAAUGCUUGUUCGCAAGGCAGCAGCUCCUCAUACAACUCGGGAGGCUGGGGAACCAAGAAGGGCAGCAAGGGCUCCAUGAAGGGUGCAGGAGACUCUUGGAUGAACCCUAUGACAAGACAGUUUUCAAACAUGGGAAUGCUGGGAGAGGACCCCAAUGGUCGUUCCUUGGAUCUGGCCCCUGGUCCUCCGCAGGAUAAAAAGAUGGAAGGAGAGAAGCGUGGCAUGUGCUUGAAUGAGUACAAUGGAGAGAUGCGUAAAGGAGGACGUGGAGGGGGAACAGGAACUGUCUUCCGUUCACCUGGUUCCAAAGAGAUUGGGGCUUGUGAACCAGGGCCUUACUAUGACAAGACGGGUGGUCAGUUGUUUAGUAGCGGAGGUGGGAUGGCACAGCCCAGGCACCAACCAGGGGUGUCGCCCAUCAACCCAUCAGUACGAGCGCAAGUGCCUCAUCAGUUCCUGUCACCUCAGGUGCCAGGCUCUGUGCUUAAGCAGAUGCCUCCUCCCAGUGGAGGCAUUGGAGGUGUAGGAGGAGGCAUGUUUCCUCCACAGCUUUCCCCACAGCACAUUGCCAUGCUCAGCGGCAUCUACCCCCCACAAAUCCAGUUCCAGCUGGCCUGUCAGCUGCUAUUGCAACAGCAACCACAGCAGCAACAACAGCAGCAGCAGCAGCUGCUGCAGAACCAGCGCAAGUUUCCCCCAAAUAUACGGCAACAAGCAGAUCCCCAACAGCUUGCCAGAAUUAUGGCUGUUCUUCAGCAGCAGAGACAGCAGCAAGUGGGUGGUACAGGGGGCAGCUCCAAACUCUCUCCUUCUCACCUUAGUGGGAGUGGCCCAAAGAUGCCCAUGUCAGACCCCCUCUCACACCCUGGCUUUGCAGGCUCUGUAGCAGAUCUGCAUCAGAAAACACCAGGCACUUAUUCUGGGUUUGGGCCGGGAGUGAGCCUCUCUGGUCUGGAACUGGGUCCCAUGGUCGGUGGCCAGGCUGGUUUGAAGGACAGUGGUGGACAGCAGUCCCGUUUUAAGUGGAUGAUGGAAGGUCACUCCCCAGCACCCUCCCCUCCUGAUAGCACUCUCCAUAAAAAUGGUCCCAUUGCUGCUCCUCCCAAAAUGAGAGGCGGUUCCCCAUAUUCCCAGUAUGAGCUGCUGGGAAGUGAGGGUUUAUGUGUACCUCCACAAGGGCCUUCAGAUCACUGGCACCGAAGUCCUGGGAACAAGAUGGGCACAAAGACUGGCACAUCCAGCUGGCCUCCAGAGUUUCAACCAGGAGUGCCUUGGAAAGGAAUUCAGAGUGUGGACCCUGAAUCUGAUCCCUACAUGACACCUGGGAGUAUGCUGAACUCAUCGAUGUCAAGCCUCAACGACACUGAGCACCAGUUGCUAAGAGAUAACACAGAAUCAAAUCCCUCCCUCAACACCUUGCUGCCUUCACCUGGUGCCUGGCCCUACAGUGCCUCAGAGAGCCCCCAUAACAAUGCACACAACCAAGCUAAGUACCCAGACUACAAGCCAAGCUGGCCACCUGAGCCCAUAGGGCACAACAAGCCUUGGAAGACCAAUCGCAACAGCUCACAUCUGCCACGCCCACCUCCCGGACUGACCCAUCAGAAGCAGCCCUCAGUGUCUCCCUGGGCGGGAGGAGGCCCACGAUUAGGUAGAGGCUGGGGUGGCUCUGGAGGCAGCCAAGAAAACAGAUUUGGGCCUGGAUCUGGAGCUGCGUGGAGUGAUGGAGGAGCAUCUAGGGGAAGCUGCUGGCUUGUGCUAAGUAAUCUUACCCCUCAGAUCGAUGGCUCCACCUUGCGGACUAUAUGUAUGCAGCAUGGUCCUCUGUUGACCUUUCACCUUGGUCUGACCCAAGGUAGUGCUCUGAUUCGCUACAGUACUCGUCAAGAAGCAGCCAAAGCCCAGAGUGCACUUCACAUGUGUGUUUUAGGUAAUACCACAAUCCUGGCUGAGUUUGUGAGCGAGGAGGAGGUUGCUCGUUAUUUUGCACAUUCCCAAGCUGGAGCUGCUGGAAGCAGCAGUGGAAGUGUUGGAGCUGGUGGAGCGGGGUCUGGACCAGCAGGUGUGACAGGGUCAUCAGGGGCCGGUGCUGUGGGUACUAUCAGUUCUGGGAGUGGCGAUAGGGAACGGGCUGGAGUGGGAAGUACAGCAGCAGGAGCAAGUAACAACAGCGGUGGAACGGGGCCCACGGGCUCUAACUGGCAGAGUUUGGACGGUACGGGGAGCUCCCCAGACCCAGCCUCUGCCCAAGGAGCAGGUUUGAGCAUUUUUGCCCAGUGGAGCAGCAAUGGUGCUGGUGGUAGUGUGGGCAGCAAUGCAGGGGUCGUUGAUCCUGGCAGGGCAGGUUUGUGGGGGGGCAUGACUGCUGGGUACACAAGCAGCAGUCUGUGGGGGUCUCCAGCCAUGGAAGAUCGGCACCAGAUGAGCAGCCCUGCAGCACUGUUGCCUGGAGACCUGCUGGGAGGAGGGGCAGACUCUAUUUGACUGAUGCAGCAACUUACUGACAAAUAGACAUGCAACAACACACAUGACAGAUAUAUAAAUGUAACGAGAAGUUAUUCUCCUAAUAAUAUAGGAACAUUCAUCACAAUACAGGCAGUUUGCGCACAUACAUGCGCCACAGUCACUGGCCGGGCGGUAAAUGCAUAAAAAUACAGCCAAGUAUUUAGUAUACAUUUGUGAAACCAGUGUUCAUGAGUUUCAAAGAUAAGCACUCAAACAGCAGGUACAGAGUUACACUUAAUCUCAUAUGUGCUGAGAAGCAGACCAACUGCAUUACAUAAAAAAUGCAUUAAGACAAAAUUAUAGACAACACUGGUUACAAAUGUUCACACACUGUUUUACAUCAUUUAUACCUGAGCAGUGAUCCAAACUCUGUUCCCCAUAAUCUAGUCUCCAUGACACAGCCCGUCCUCUGAAGCAUGGAGGAGCAGUGUGUGGAACAGUUUUACACAAGCAAGGCAGUACAGAGUUAGCAACCAAUACACACGCACACAAAAACAUCCCAUUUCUUCUUACCCUUAAAUGAAGACUUCUACAGCAAGACUUGAACAGGACACACAAACAGUUGAACUUAAUACUGACUCAACUGGAUGAAUCCUAACCUUGAGGUCAUAGAGAUCACACUCGCAUACUGAGAUGCUCUCACUCAGGCAUGCACUGUAAAGGACAAACCAGACAUAAAAAGGACAAAAAUAUGCAUCAUACAAUGUUCGUAGAGCACUCAGCGUAAAUGAUGAUACAUUGUGUUACAGCUCCAUUUUCAUGCAGACUUAAAUUACUCAAACACUGUUCUGAUGUCUGACAAACUGUAUGUUGUUGUCUUUAUUUGUUUUAAAUGACGGUGAAAUCCAAAAAUGUUGUUUUUGAAACGCUGACCUCGUUUUUUUUUUUUUUGUUUUUUUUAAAUCAAGUAUGUUGUCAUAAUGACGAUCACUUGGAUGUUACUUAGCUGUGCAAGGUGCCCUUUCUGCCUGUGCAUACGUGCGUGGGUGAAGUCCCCGGUAGAGGAGGCAACGUUUGGAGUGUUUGCGAGGCAUCAAUGAAUGUGUGUGGCAGCCAGAGAUUAACAAGCAUGGUGUAUUUACAAAGAUCAAUGCUGGAUUAGGGAGGCGAGUAAAUGUAUAAAUGACAGCUUAUUUCAGGUGUUUGAUGUCUAUGUGUGCAUGAUGUGUAUGCUGGUGUGGCUGUGCGUGUGAUUGUAGACGGCAAGUUCAAGAACAUUGGCACUAAUGAAUAUUUCUUAAGUUGUGAUUUUAGCAGCCAUUUUUGUUUUAUAUAUUGUCUGAAUUGCAAUAAUAAUAAUAAAGAAAAAAGAUUUUUUUAGAAGAUGCAACCAACUGAAGGCAUUCAUACUGAAACAUGAAACAUGCCAAACAUAAUUGUACCAAGCUGAGCUGGAUGGUGUUUUAGGAACACUUAAAAGUUACAAAUUGUUUAUUUUUGUUGUUGUGUACCAUUAUAAAUUAAGGCGGGCUUUAUCACACAUGUUCAGUUUUUUGUUUGUUUUUGAUUUUACAAAAAUUACAAAAAUUAAAAAAAAAAGAACAAGACAAUUAAUAAAGGUUGAAUUUAAUUUU
Molecule: messenger RNA, 9896 nt
Organism: Myxocyprinus asiaticus (Chinese sucker)
Lineage: Eukaryota; Metazoa; Chordata; Actinopteri; Cypriniformes; Catostomidae
Product: trinucleotide repeat-containing gene 6B protein-like
Exons: 21
Coding region: 2314-8301 (1995 amino acids)
Biological process (GO): miRNA-mediated post-transcriptional gene silencing; positive regulation of nuclear-transcribed mRNA poly(A) tail shortening
Cellular component (GO): P-body; nucleoplasm
Molecular function (GO): nucleic acid binding
Source: RefSeq, a predicted model, not a curated record